Molecule: messenger RNA, 966 nt
Organism: Aspergillus oryzae RIB40
Lineage: Eukaryota; Fungi; Ascomycota; Eurotiomycetes; Eurotiales; Aspergillaceae
Product: amidohydrolase family protein
Exons: 1
Coding region: 1-966 (321 amino acids)
Biological process (GO): secondary metabolic process
Cellular component (GO): cytosol; cytoplasm
Molecular function (GO): carboxy-lyase activity; hydrolase activity
Source: RefSeq, a predicted model, not a curated record
AUGCCUCCUUUCAUUACCCUCGAAGAGCACUACGCCUCGCCGAAAGUCCGCGAAGCGAGCUCAGAGGCCCGUGAACAUUACGCAUACUUCCCGCCUGCUAUAAUGUCCAAGUUAGAGUCACUCGGGGAGGAACGUAUCCAAGAUCUCGAUAAAGGGAAUGUCUCUCUCCAAGUCAUUUCCCACGGUCCGGGCAAUUUAUCGCCACCUCUCUGCUCCGAAGUAAACAAUGACCUGGCAUCCGCCAUUGCCAGAAAUGCCACUCGACUAGCGGGAUUCGCCAUGCUCCCGAUGAGCGAGCCAGCUGCUGCCGUGGCCGAACUCGAGCGCUGUGUGACAGAACUGGGCUUCGUUGGAGCCUUGGUGGAUAAUCACCUGGACGGGCAAUUUUACGACGAUGAACGUUUCUGGCCCAUUUUCGAGAAAGCGCAACAGUUAGACGUUCCGAUCUAUAUCCACCCUACGUUUGCAUCCGACUCCAUGAUGGAACAUUAUAAAGGAAACUACAGUGACUCUGUGGCGCUGGCGUUGAGCGCCUUCGGCUGGGCCUGGCACGCCGAGACCGGACAUCAUAUCCUCAGGUUAUUCGCCAGCGGGCUCUUCGAUCGCUUCCCAAGACUGAAGAUCGUGAUCGGACACAUGGGUGAGUUGCUCCCCUUCCAAUUGGACCGCGUCUUUGCUAUCUCGGACCGAUGGGGCAGAGAGAGAAGUUUUCGGGAGGUCUGGAGGAAUAAUAUCUGGAUCACGACUAGUGGCAUGUUUUCGUUGACGCCGCUUGCUUGUCUUCUGCAAACGACUUCGAUCGAUCAUGUGUUGUAUAGCGUUGAUUAUCCUUUUUCACCGAAUGAGAAAGGAUGGCAGUUCUUUGAGGAGAUUGAGAAGAGUGGCUUGAUCACCGGGAGAGAUCUGGAGCUAUUUGCCUAUCAAAAUGCAGAGGCAUUACUCCGUGUCAGGGCGGUAAACGUGUGA